AUGAGCGGGAGCGGUAGCGGGUCAGGAGGUGUGCUGCGUCCGUUGCGCACGCGUCGGCCGUUCACACCCCGUGAACCGCAGCGCACUUUGUUCACGGAGCGAGCACGCAAAACAGACCCUAGGCCGCCUAGCGCGUUCGACUUGAAGCACCUGAGCUUGUCGGAGAGUACUGAAGAGAUAACAACGGCAAUGCUUGGGGCACGCAUGUCCAGUCUUGACGAGGACAAACUCAACAGUAUUCUGCAGAUGGAUUCACAGAAUAACACGAAAAAGAAAUCCUCCAGAAAUUCCCAACCAAAGCUGAUUCAAGAUCGCUCUGGUGAUGGCUGGAGCGGUUUUACCAAGUUACCCCAUUUGAGUGGCCGCAGCAAACCGUUGCACCGACGGAACACCACAGGACACAGUACCGAUGACUCGAAGAUCGAUUCCGACCUUGCACAGGCGAUAUCAGUGACUCGUCCUCUCUGUGAAUCAGAUGGUAAUUUUGUAUCUGGUGAGCACAUCUUCGAUAACAGUCCGAGUAAAUCUAUGGGUUCUGAUACGAAUAUAAAGAAGAAAAAUUUUGUAAUGAAUAAAUCGAUGUCAUAUGACGCUGGAUACAAGAACGAAGUCUCAGAAGAUCUGGCUGUUAAACAUUUGGCUGUCCAGUUACCUAACACCUGUAGAGAUUUUGAUGGCACAAGCAUCCUCGAAAUAUCAGAAGUAUUAUCAGAGCGAAAUCAACCUGUAGAACGGACCGUGACGCUUCUAGAAGCUUUGCAGAAACUUCUGGAGAAAUCUUCUCCUGCCAGCAGCCUCAGAGAGCUGGUGUUAAGGUCGCUGUAUACGCAUAUCGACUGUGACGAUGAGCGAGUUCUUGUAGCGAUAGCUCGAGCAAUGCUUACGAUGAGAGUAACUGGAUCACAUUUGGCAGCGGCUUGUAAACUAGUGUUCAAAAUAGCAAGGAAUGAUAAAAACGAUCACUUUUUUAAGAACACCAAUUUGCUUGAUUUGUUGGUGGAAGGGUGUGGACGUGCUGACCCUCUAGAGGAGGGCGAGUGUUGCGUAUACGGGGCGGGGGCACUCAGGUUCCUCGCUCUGGAACCCAGCCUUUGCGUCCUAGCGCACAAAGCAGGAGCCCUACACCUUGCGGCAUUGCAUCUUAAGAUACUUAACAAUGCUAAGGCAGAAAACCCUCGCACCGUGUCUGAUCAAUCUACACACGCGUUGUACCAAUUAACUGGGGCCCUUCGGAACCUAGCUGGGGAAGAGAAAGAGGCCCAAACAUUUGUCGUCAGCGGAGCUCUGAGUGAACUGGUUGCUGCAUUGUUACAUCAUACUGACAGGGAUGUGCUUACUAAUGUAGCAAGAUGUCUCAGUGUUCUAUCGGCUGAGGAGACAUGUUGUGCAUGGUUAUGCGCGUCAUCAGUGAGCGCGCACGCAUUAUUGCGUGCAUUAGCUGCGUGCGCGCCGAGAGCACCGUUGGCGGUACGACUUGCGUACACAUUAGGCAAUAUGGCGGCGGCAGAUGAGCAAGCGAGGAUUAAUAUAUACAAUGAAGAGGGCGGAGUAGACGUCCUAUUGACGAUCCUGGAACUGUACACGAAGAGAAAUGACGAAGUCAAUAUAGACACUGAUCCUGAUUUACAUUUAAUCGGCACUGAUUUGGGUGGUUCUGAUGGCUCUAAUGAGGACGUCUUGAUAAAGACGGUGCGGGUAGUAGCCAACUUGUGUUUAUGCGAGCGCGCCGGCCGUGGAUUGGCUCGUGAGCACGUGGAACGCGCUGUACACUCACUGCUCGCCUGCCUUCACCUUGCCACAGAGGAAACAAUGCAAGUUACAGACGUAUCUGAUAAUCAAUCAAGUUCCCUGGAGCGGCGUGAAGAACUAGCAACUGCUGCAUUGGCGACUCUCAACAAUAUAACGUUUUAUCGCGAACCUCCUGAUCCUCCUGACCCCUUGCAUCAACUUCUUGACCAGUUGUGUAAAGCGACAUGCCGUCAGCUGCAGGGAUCUGGGCCGGCUGCGUGCGAGGCGGUGAGGGCGCUCGGCAACCUGUCGCGGGGCGCGCGCUCUGCACAGUUCAUAGUGCUCGAGGGAGCUCUCGAAGCGCUUGUACCCUUCUUGGAACAUGGCAAGUAUUUUAAGAGAAGGAUUCACUACAACAAUUACAAUUCGACAGAUGGACGGAGAGCGGAUUCUAAGUGA
Molecule: messenger RNA, 2187 nt
Organism: Diatraea saccharalis (sugarcane borer)
Lineage: Eukaryota; Metazoa; Arthropoda; Insecta; Lepidoptera; Crambidae
Source: the annotation of a GenBank genome assembly